AGGUGGCACCAAGGUUUGCGGGCUCAGAGGCUACGCUGUGGUGCUUGUUCUGCAAGCGAAGGUCCUGGCUGGCAUAGAACAACUGCCCAAUGCACAUCCUCCCUGGACACCACUCGCUCCUCUUCCUCUACCCAUCUGGCGUCCCUGGGAGUUAGGAGGGGAUCCUGGCCAGCCCUGUUGCCCGGGAGACCAGGCAGAAACUGAUCCAGCCAAGGGGCGGCUUGAGGUAUGGGAAGGAGCACUGUGUAAGGAGUCGGGCCCCCAGAGUUCUAGUGCGGGCUCUCACUGUCACGCAGGGGCUACAAGUAAAACCGCCAGGUGCAGACUGAAUUCUACGACUUCUAAGGGCCAGGUCAGGAAAGAUACGGUCUCCUUUCUACCCCAAAUCUGGAGAGAGGUGGAUGGGGACCUGAUGCCCUAGUAGGGCUGAGUUGGGCGAAGGACCUGGGACCUGAAAGGUUUGGGGAACGUCCUGAACGCAAGGGGCUGAGGAAGGAGGGGCGGGCUCAGGGCAUUCUGGUCUCUGAUUGGCUGGACUGCCCGUCGCUCCGCCCCGUGUCCUAUAAGAUGCUCCCAUGCUGGUGCUGCGCUGGUGUGGGUGCUGCGGCCGCCUCUCUCUGCUCUUGUGCCUGGUGCCCAUCCUUCUUCAGGACCGACAGCCGCAGGCUGCCGGGGGGCGGGGGAUGCCGGGCUGCCGCAUCAGCGCCUGCGGCCCAGGGGCCCAGGAGGGGACUGCAGAACCGGGGUCCCCCCCAACGCCGCCCCGGGAGCCCCUGGCGUCUCCUCAGCCCCCGCCCCCAAGUCCAACCUUGACCCCGACUCCGGCUCAUUCCCCGCCUCGACCGGAGGCGGCCUUGGCGUCCGCGGGCGCGGCCGAGGGUCAGGAGCUGCAGCGCUGGCGCCAGGGCUCUAGUGGGGGUGCCAGUAUCCCCGGGCCGGCCGGAGGCGCAGGUGCGGCGACGGGCGCGGGGGGCCGCGCGCUGGAGCUGGCCGAGGCGCGGCGUCGGCUGCUGGAGGUGGAGGGCCGCCGGCGCCUGGUGUCGGAGCUGGAGAGCCGUGUGCUGCAGCUGCACCGCGUCUUUCUGGCGGCCGAGCUGCGCCUGGCGCACCGCGCCGAGAGCCUGAGCCGCCUGAGCGGCGGCGUGGCGCAGGCCGAGCUCUACCUGGCGGCCCACGGUUCGCGCCUCAAAAAGGGCUCGCGGCGCGGCCGCCGCGGCCGCCCGCCCGCGCUGCUCGCUUCGGCGCUGGGCCUGGGCAGCUGCGUGCCCUGGGGUGCCGGGCGGCUGCGGCGCGGCCACUGCCCCGAGCCCGAGUCGCCCUUCCGCCGCAGCCCGCCCCGCGGCCCCGCCUCACCGCAGCGCUGACCCCGCCGCCCGGGACGGGCCCUCGCCGACGGAUGGCGUCGCCUACGCGGAUGGACAGAGUGGCCGACGGCGGGAAGAGACAGUCCGGGGGCCAGGGGCCCAGGAAAGGAGGCUGAGCUCCUCCUAACUCCUUAGAGCUUCCACUCUAUGGAUCUGGACUCCAGGAUUCUGCUCCUUCCCUGGACAGCUCCUUCAGGAAGACUUCAAGAAUUGGCCCUACUCGGCCUCAGCACCCUCUUUAUGGAAGCCCUCACUUCCCAGUGGCAAGGGGCUGGGUUCUGGGGAACUGGUGCAUCCUAUGAAUUUUUAUGCCACAUUUGACUUUGCUUACACUGACAAUUGGAGAUGUUACCACAGGGCCCAGAGAUGCAAUCAGAUUAUUUGAGAGCACAGCAAACAUUUCUAAUGAAAAGGCUUUCUUUUAAAGAGAGUCAUCAUCCUUAAGCAAGUCUCAGCGUAGCUGGAGUCCACAUUUUGAUGGUGCCAGGAGGCCUGUUUGAGGGAAUACUGAGAAACACUCAGUUUCCCUCACUUACUGUCCUGUUCUCCCCAUGUAGGGUGUGCCUGUGCCCCCCACCCAGAUAAUCAUCUGCUGCCUUGGGAGGGGGGCAUCUCUUUCUCAGGAAGAGACGGGGGCAACAUAAAAUUCCAAGCAAAGUUUUAAAUGCAAAAAGGAAACACAUUUAUUCAAGUAUCCUGAUAAAGAGGGGACACAUUUACUCAUACAUAACCCAAAACUUGUAGAAUUCUGCAAAGUGAAUGUAUAUCAAAUCUGUCCCCUGACAUAGGCAUUUGGGAAGAAUAAAUUUCAAUAAUGUAAGAUGGAA
Messenger RNA from Heterocephalus glaber (naked mole-rat), 2191 nucleotides. RefSeq names its product TMF1 regulated nuclear protein 1 (gene Trnp1). Gene Ontology annotation, cellular component: nucleus. Gene Ontology annotation, molecular function: DNA binding. The record is from RefSeq and is a predicted model, not a curated record. Gene Ontology annotation, biological process: regulation of cell population proliferation. Lineage: Eukaryota; Metazoa; Chordata; Mammalia; Rodentia; Bathyergidae.